This is a messenger RNA of Funneliformis mosseae, 2226 nucleotides long. The record is from the annotation of a GenBank genome assembly. NCBI's taxonomy places the organism in Eukaryota, Fungi, Glomeromycota, Glomeromycetes, Glomerales, Glomeraceae.
AUGGCUACCCCACAAACCGAUGAGAAUGCCUGGACAACCUUUGAAAAACUGUUGCUUAUACAGGCUGUUUAUAAACAUGGAGACAAUUGGCUUGCUAUUUCACGUACGAUGAAAAGUCAUCCAAUGGUUUCUCACCCUUCAGAAUUUUUCACUCAAAAGCAACGUAUGCCUUGGACCGCGAAAUUGGCUCGACAACUUUAUCAUGAACGUAUUGCUGAACUGAAAUCAUUAAUAACUUCAGAUGAACAAAAAUUUCGGAAACUUGUAACCGAAAUCGAUGAAAUUAAAUCGGGACAAUGGGAUAAUAAAUUUGCUGAGAUGAUAAAAGAAGAACAAAAAAAGAAAGAUCAAGAAAAGAAAGCAGCAGGUGAAAGUGUCUCUAAAAUAUCAACGGUGGAACCUAAAGGGUCAACUGAUUCUUCGAUUUCCGAUGUAAAUCUUAAGGUUGAACCUUCAGUAGCUGAGAAGAUUCUUCAACCUGUAGUGAAAAUUGACAAGAAUGUUACAACCGCCUCAAUAAUAGAAAAGGAAACAAUUAUUAAAAAUGUAGAACCACAAUUAACAAGAGUCAAAACUAAACCAACUGAAAUGGUUCCAAAUGUAGAAGAUAUGAAAAUUGAUGUGGUCCCUUCUUUGAAGUCAUCAUCAAGACCUACUGAAGUUAAUGAUGAUGUGCUACAACCUCAAACACCAUCAACACCACUUUCAGAUCUAAAUUAUAACUUGAUUAUCGUUCCCUCAAAGGGUCAAAAUGUUCAACAAGUACCAACAAUUGUUGUAAGUACUGAAGGUGAUAAAUUACGAAGAGGCAAUGUUGAUCAGCUUCUUGUGGAAGAUGAUGUUAUGAUGGAUAUUGAUGAGAAACUUACACAAAAGUCUAUGGAUGCAUCCUCAUCGGUUCCUACACAAGAAUCAAUAUUAGAAACAGAUGUUUCUAAAGUUAACCAAGCUAAAAAAAUAACCGUAUUUCCAAAUACAGAAUCUGUCAAUGUAACAGAUACUCCACAAACUAUCGAUUGUGAAGUUGCAAUGGACAUUGAUGAACCUAAAGUAGAAUUUAUAGCAACAGAAGAUGCUAUCAAAAGUCCUUCAAAGGUUCACCUUUCUGAGAUUAAUGUAACUUCACCAACCUCUAUUGAAGAAGUAGAAGUAAAUAUUAAUCAAGAACAUAUAUCUAAAGAACAGUAUGAAUCGAAAGGUCAACCUCAUAAAAUUGCAAAGGAAAAAAUUGAAAGUAAAGAGAUUAUUGUAGCGAAAGGCAAGGAACCAGAAAUUUCUGAGACUAAAUUAAAACAAUCAGUGGGUUCAAUAAAGGAAGAAUUUUCACCUUAUAUUAUAGAAAGUUCAUUCACUGAACAAGUAACCAAGUCGGAUAAAAAGGAAGAUAUCUCAGUAGAAGAGGAUGAUGAUGAGGAAGAUGUGCGUAUGGUAGAUUUAUCAACCCUUCCCGAAGAAAAUGAGGAUGACGAAAAAUAUAGUUCGAUAGGAAAGGUCACCCCUACACCUUUGAUAGAACCCAAGGAACCUUUAACUUCUGGUGCUGGUUUGGAGUCUACUUCACCAGUUCCUAUCGUUUCGACAACUCCUUCUAAUGCAGCACCUUCGCCUUCUGGGGAUCUCGUCCCUUCAACUCCUCCCCCUCUUGAUACAACACCAAGCGGAGAAACUCCAGAUGAUAAGAAACUUAAGACAUGGCAGAAACUGGUUUCUAUGAUAUUACUCGAAAUUAGUAAUCAUCGGUUUGCUAGCGUUUUUCAAAACCCAAUCAGGGAUCAAGAUGCACCUGGUUAUUACGACAUAGUAAAACAAUCAAUGGACUUAAGAACUUUAAAGAAACGUCUUCGCGAAGGGGCUAUCUAUGAUACCAAUUUAUUUCAUCGUGAUUUAAUGUUAAUGUUUAUGAAUGCCUCGGUGUUUAACAGAGAAGAAACAGAUAUCCACCAAAUGGCGUUAGAAAUGAAAGAUCACGUCGAAACAUUAAUUGCGGAAUUUAAAAGAAGUGAAGUUUCAGGAGGAGCGCAUGAACCAGCUACACGAAGAAAGAGUAUGGCCAUAGACGGAAAUGAAGCUGCUUUCUUCACAAGUGACAGAAGAAGUGAAAACGACAGAACUGUUGUAACAGGUUCUUCACGAAGUGGUAAAUUCAAGAAUGAUACCGCGGAUCAACGCCCGACAAAGAAGCCUAAAAGAUUAUCUAUCUCUUUAAAAAAGUCCGAUAUCAACUGA